AGAUGAUGGACGGGCUUUGGGUUUUUUUUCUCUUCUGGGCAUUUCCUGAAGCUCGACUGAAACUCAUGCAAAUCCCAACCGCCAUUUCCUCCAUUCUCCCAUAGAAAAGAAAGGUUCCUCUCUUUAAUUCUUCUCCGAAUUGCUACUUCCCCUCUUUCUUGGUGUAUUUAUCGGUCCGGUCUUGCCCUCACCAUAUAAAUUUUUAUCUUUGUCGAUGAUUGCGAUUUGCGAAUGGAUUGGGUUGUUAAUUAUAGUUCAUGAGCGCCUUAGUUAUGUUCGACGUAAUGCUUUGAGCUUUUCUCGUUGAAUGUGUUGGAGUGUGAAGGGGGGGUUCGAGAGAUUGAUUAAUUGAUUUUGCAUAGAUUUGAUUUAGAGAGGGGUGUGAGUGUGGAGAUAAUUAUGGGAUCUCAGGGCGGUGGUGGGAGCGGUGAAACCCAUACCCAUAAUCAAGGCCCGAAAUCAAAUGGAUUGGAUAGGCAAGGAUCACUCUACACCCUCACUCUCGAUGAGGUUCAGAAUCAAUUAGGGCAUUUGGGAAAACCCCUGACCAGCAUGAAUCUCGAUGAGCUGCUCAAGAGUGUGUGUACUGCUGAGGCAGCUGAUCAAGGAAUAAAUUUUGGAGUUGCACAGCAUGCUUCCUAUCAAGAUCAUAACUUUUCUGGUGAUCUUAGCAAGAAGACUGUUGAUGAGGUGUGGCAGGGUAUCCAGGAGGGGCAGGAGAGAAGUGAUCUUGAUAGGAAAGCCACUCUGGGUGAGAUGACACUUGAGGAUUUCUUGAUUAAGGCCGGAAUAGUAUCGCCCGGAAUGAAAAACUCAGGACCGGUCCUAGCGGCUGAUUCAAUGGCAUUGCUACAGCUCAAUACUCAAUGGCCAAACUAUCAGACCCCAACAACUAUUCAGCAGUCACAGCAGCCCAAUAUGCUGCCCGUUUUUAUGACAGGUCAGCAGCCGCUGCCUGUGGUUCCUAACCCCAUGAUGGAUUCGAGUUAUUCUGAGACACCGAUGACCAUGUCUCCAUCUCUUAUGGGAACGCUGUCCGACACACCAGCUUCUAGAAGAAAGAGAACUGCGCCGGAAAUUGUGGUUGAAAAAAGUGUUGAAAGGAGGCAGAAAAGGAUGAUAAAGAACAGGGAAUCUGCCGCCCGAUCACGUGCAAGGAAGCAGGCUUACACACAGGAGCUUGAGAGCAAGGUUUCUCGUUUAGAAGAAGAGAAUGAGAGGCUUAAAAAACAGAAGGAGGAGGAGAAUCUGCUGCCUUACGUCCCACCUCCAGAGCCAAAGUAUCAGCUGCGCAGAACAAGCUCGAAUCCUUUUUGACAACAAAACCUGUGAAUGACAACCGUAUAGCUGCUGCUGCAUAUAAUUUCUUGUCACUCCAACUCUCAUAAAGUAGUGUGAGCUCUUCCUCUUCCUCCUCCUCCUCACACCCCAACCCGUGUUUGAGAUGCAUGCCUUGAGAAUGUCUUCCGGAGCUUUUGUUGGUUUUAACAUUACGCUUUGGCUUCCUCUCCGAUGCACUCUUAUGAGUUCUUUUCUUUGUAUGUAAAUUUCAUAGCUUUAAAACUCGAAGCAUGUUAGAACAUAGUUUUUGUAGUUCUUCUGCUCCCCGCAAAUGCUCUGCGGGAUCAGAUUUCUCGUGUAAUUCGUAGAGUUCUUUUACCUUAGU
Molecule: messenger RNA, 1666 nt
Organism: Cuscuta campestris
Lineage: Eukaryota; Viridiplantae; Streptophyta; Magnoliopsida; Solanales; Convolvulaceae
Source: the annotation of a GenBank genome assembly